Messenger RNA from Dendroctonus ponderosae (mountain pine beetle), 3684 nucleotides. RefSeq names its product SEC14 domain and spectrin repeat-containing protein 1-B-like. The coding region runs from base 351 to 3317 and encodes 988 amino acids. The transcript has 16 exons. NCBI's taxonomy places the organism in Eukaryota, Metazoa, Arthropoda, Insecta, Coleoptera, Curculionidae. The record is from RefSeq and is a predicted model, not a curated record.
UGAAAUUAUUAUUAUAAACCAGAUGCGAAUUGUUCCCAUUUGACGAUCAACAUUUACACGCACAGUUCAAGUUUUUGUAAGCUUCUGUUAAAAGCUUUCUUCCAACACAUUAACAUCAGCUUUAUCUUCCUUCGUACCUUUGGUCCCAAGUGGCAACCUUGCAGGUUCCGAGCAACCAUGAGGUACCGAUACCGUCGACCAGUACCAUGGUAUAUACCAUGAGAUUACCUUGUGAGUUGUGAAUGGUCCGGUUGGAAAGAGUCGUUUCCGCGAUGCUGAUGUGAUUACGUUCUACCGCGAAUGAAACUGUGCAUGCUGAGCGGAAAAACAUUACAUAGCAUUGACAGGUUAUGGAAGAAAAACCCAGUCUAUCUUGCCUUGAAGCAACCACAUCAGUAAUCCUUCCGGGUGGAAUCGAUAAAGAAGGACGGCCUAUAUUUCUGGUUACUGUACCAACAGAUACAACUUCCUUAGAGAUAACCACUCCUUUGAAAUAUUUGCUUUCUAUUUUCAGCAAGUCGUCAAAAAGAGCCGGAUUCACGGUUUUAUUAGAUGCAAGAAAAGGUUCUUGGAGAUUGUCCAGAUCAUGCAUUAGGCAGACGAUUGACACGUUCCCAGAAGGGGAACUUCGAAAGUUGGUUGUGUUGAAACCAGAUGGAUUUUGGGAUAAACAGAGGGUGGAGAAUUGCACCGUACCACAAAAAGAUCAAGAAGUGAUAUUUAUCCCAAGAUCUCGCUUGAACAAGUUCGUAGAUCAGUCGCAGCUUCCUGUCGAACUGGACGGUGGAUUAAUUUAUAGUCAUGAGAAAUGGAUCGAGAACAGACAAAAAGUAGAAGAAUUUUACAAAGACGCCGAAGUAACAAUAAAAGAACUGGAAGAACUUCGACAACAUGUGAUACGAAGUAAAGCACUUAGAGCUAGCCAAGUCGAAGAGGCCAUUAAUACCAGUUACGAUAUGGAGGAAGCCACAAAAAUGUUCGUACACAACGCAACUGAAACAGGCAAAGAACUGGUUCAAAACAUUGAAUAUGAAAACCGCACUAGGAAAUUAUCGAUAGACCAUAUUGACCAGACAUUUACACCUCAGGAUACGUUAGAUACGAUAGAACGAAUACAUAGCAUAGUUAACGAGAUAAGGGAAAAGCAGCAGGAAAUUGAGACGAACUGGAACGAGAUGGAAAAAAGUCUAGUCGAUACCAAAGAUUUAAAUGAAUUGAAGAAGAAAGUCGUCAAAGUAACAAAUUGGAUUUUAGGCCCUGCUGAGCAAUUGAUGAGCUUCAACCAAAAAGUGGGAUACGAUGUCGCAUCAGCAGAAGAGCUGAGAAGAGAUCAUGAAACCAUCGAGCUGCAAUGCUGGGAAACAUAUGGAGCAUAUGCUGAACUGCUUCAUCGAAUUAACAGCAUGUCUGAAAGUGCAGAUGAAAAUCUCGUCGCUCAGCACAAAGAUUUGAUAUCACAGAAGGAGUUUAUGGAUUUUGUCUGCAAAAGUUUCGCCAUGAGGGUGGAAAAGCGGAGGAAUAUCCUUAUAACGUCCCUGCGAUUCUUCAGAUUAGUGUCCGAAUAUUUCGACAAAACCGGAGAGGUAUUUGAUUCGUUGGUCAUGGGGACGGAUAUCAACGAUUUUGAUGCUGCAGCUUUUAAACUUGAUGAGUUGCAAGAAAGUCAAUCAUAUCUGGAAUCGGUUGAACAAGAAAUCCUCCGAGAAGGAGAAAAGUUGUCCGACAUGCUUUCAAUGCCAGUCAAAGAUGCUCUUGGACAAGAAAUUGAAGCUGACUACAGCGAAGACAUUGUGAAUAUCCACGACGUCUUAGAUGCCACUGUUGCAAGAAAAAAUAUAUUUAGUGAUAGCGUGGAACUGCAGAAGUUGACGCUGCAACAAAUCACUUUUAUAGAUCGUUACGAGAAAGACGCUGAGCAGGCGAUUAACUGGUUGGGGGACAUAUUGAGAGUCAUGCUAAGGGACUAUGGUCAUGUUGGAUGUACUGUUUAUGAGAUUCAAUUGCAAAAGGAUGAGCAUCAAGCGUUCCAAGAGACAGCAAAGUGCACAUAUAACUACGGCUGCCAGCUAUUGAACGCUUCCCUUCAACUGCGCCAGUCUUGCAAAUUACCCAUCGAACCUCACAGUAACAUGUUCCACAUUUUGAGGAACAAUUGGGACAGGACGCAAUCAAUCAGUCAAGAACAAAUGACCAGGUUGCGAGUGUCAGCAGUUUUCCAUAGGUCAAUAGAGGAGCAUUGUAAUCAGCUGCGUGAUUUAAGAGAAGCUGUAGCGACAAUUCCCAUUCUUAGUUUAGCAAAAAGGAGAUUGAAAGUGCAUCAGUAUUUUGACGACAGGGAAAAGCUGAUGGUGGAAGUUGGAAGAAUGGUGAGGCUGGGCCGAUUGCUUAGAAGCCGACUGAAGGAGCCACUUUACGAGGAGGAAUCAUUUUUCACUCCUGCAUCUGUUGCCAACCACAUCGAAGACGAAUUCCAAAAGCUUUGCAACAACUCGAUAAAAAAUAAUGAGAUUGCCAUAGAAGCGAUUUCGGAGAGACUCUCAGAAGUAACGCAACUCUCAGAAGAGCUUGACCAAGCUUUGAAAAGCGCUCAGCAGGAUUGUAUUGUAUUUUCUACAACAUCCACAUCUACCAGUACUGUUGGGGAAGUUAAUAAUAAUUACAUCGAUCUUCCGAAAAUUGACAUUAGCAGCAUGGACAAUGAGAAUAAACCUUUUGAGAAAGUGAACAAGACAGACGAUCAGCUUCGCUCAGACGAAGAGUUCCUAACCGCUUCUGACACUACUCUGCAGCAUUCGCGCUCUUCCUCCUAUAACACCGCCUCAGAAUGCGAGCAACACUUUUCGUCAUGGUGGCAGCAUGGAAAAGACGAUAUGCGAGAGAACGUUUCCAAGGAGAAAAUGGUUCUGGCUGUUGGAUGUCCACCCGAAGGAGAACUCCCUCUUUCAAAAGAGGUGUUGAAGCCUUCACCAGAAGUUCCACCAGGAAAAAUUGUCAGGGAGGUCACAGAAACAACGCAUAUCAAGGUUCAGCAGAGACAUAAUUUGGGUGUUAAAUCUUUUGUGCUCACAUCAGAAAUCGUUAGGGAAAAGGACUCGGAAGGGCCAAUCACCACUAGAGAAGAAACAGUGAAAUAUCAGACUGAAGAUGGAAAAGAAGUGACACACAAAGUGGAUAAACCUGGAGCUAACUUUCACCCAGAUGAUCUGCUAGCUAGAAUAAACGAGGUAGGUGUGUUUGAGCAAGAUGGAGCUUGGAGUAAUUAUAGCAGCUAUCGAAACGUUACGCAACAAACCAUAAAGAAGUUUAUGCUGAGCUAAGUUGCAAAUGUUCCGUUAAAAAUUACCACUUGAUAGAGCAGUUUAGCGUUAUUCGAGUUGUAUAUUAAACACUUGCCCUCAUGUCUAAUUGGAUGGCUUUCCUAUAUUUAUAAGCACUUCUUGCCUAAGGAAUCUAAAAAACCUGCUCGGAUUUUUCAUAAAUCUACGAAAAAUUAAUUUCUCGAUUAAUAGUCAUUCGUAGGUAUAAUCCAAUGUGCCAAUUUUUUAUUCUUAGAUCAAUUGUUUUACUGUCGUAUAUUUUAUUCUACAAGGCAUUUUAUUUACAUUGUUAAUGCUUUAUUUUGCUUUUUGUAUAAUAAUUGUUAAUGUGCUAUUUUGUUGGUCAUUAAACACUUUAUUAAAAACG